This is a messenger RNA of Haliaeetus leucocephalus (bald eagle), 1771 nucleotides long. It is a transcript of the gene HNF4A, whose product is annotated as hepatocyte nuclear factor 4, alpha. Gene Ontology annotation, biological process: cell differentiation; anatomical structure development; positive regulation of transcription by RNA polymerase II. The coding region runs from base 1 to 1401 and encodes 466 amino acids. NCBI's taxonomy places the organism in Eukaryota, Metazoa, Chordata, Aves, Accipitriformes, Accipitridae. The transcript has 10 exons. Gene Ontology annotation, molecular function: nuclear receptor activity; RNA polymerase II cis-regulatory region sequence-specific DNA binding; zinc ion binding. The record is from RefSeq and is a predicted model, not a curated record.
AUGAUAAUGCGCCUUUCCAAAGCCCUAAUAGACAUGGAGAUGGCAGAUUAUAGCGCAGUGCUAGACCCGGCGUAUACCACUCUGGAGUUUGAGAACAUGCAGGUGCUGGCUAUGGGCAACGACACAUCUCCAUCAGAAACAGCCAACCUCAACACUUCCAACAGCAUUGGGGUGAGCGCGCUGUGUGCCAUCUGCGGGGACCGCGCCACAGGGAAGCAUUACGGGGCUUCCAGCUGCGAUGGCUGCAAAGGCUUCUUCAGGAGGAGCGUCCGGAAGAACCACAUGUACUCCUGCAGGUUUAACAGGCAGUGUGUGGUAGACAAAGACAAAAGAAACCAGUGCCGAUACUGCAGGCUUAAGAAGUGCUUCCGAGCAGGAAUGAAGAAGGAAGCUGUACAAAACGAACGGGACCGCAUCAGCACCCGGAGAUCAAGUUACGAAGACAGCAGCUUGCCCUCCAUCAGUGUCUUACUGCAGGCAGAAGUCCUGGCACAACAGAUAUCAUCCCCAGUUCCUGUGAUCAACGGAGACAUCCGAGGGAAGAAGAUUGCCAACAUCUCUGACGUGUGUGAGUCCAUGAAGCAGCAGCUGCUAGUGCUGGUGGAGUGGGCCAAGUACAUCCCUGCCUUCUGCGAGCUGCCCCUGGAUGACCAGGUAGCACUGCUGCGAGCACAUGCAGGGGAACAUCUGUUACUGGGAGCUGCCAAGAGGUCCAUGGUGUUCAAGGAUGUCUUGCUGCUAGGAAACGACCACAUCAUCCCACGGAACUGCCCCGAACUGGUAGAGGUGAACCGCGUAGCCAUCCGCAUCCUGGACGAGCUGGUCCUCCCCUUCCAGGAGCUGCAGAUAGAUGAUAAUGAAUAUGCCUGCUUGAAAGCCAUCAUCUUCUUCGACCCAGAUGCCAAAGGACUCAGUGACCCCUCAAAGAUCAAGCGGAUGCGAUACCAGGUGCAGGUCAGCCUGGAGGACUACAUCAAUGACCGGCAAUACGACUCACGGGGCCGCUUUGGGGAGCUGCUGCUGCUGCUGCCUGUGCUGCAGAGCAUCACCUGGCAGAUGAUAGAGCAGAUCCAGUUUGUCAAGCUCUUCGGCAUGGCUAAGAUUGACAACCUGCUGCAGGAGAUGCUGCUGGGAGGCUCAUCAAGUGAAACACCGCAUGCUCACCACCCCCUGCACCCUCAUCUGAUUCAGGAGAACCUGGGAACAAACGUCAUUGUGGCCAACACAAUGCCUCCUCAGAUGCACAACGGGCAGAUGUCUACUCCAGAAACUCCACAGCCAUCUCCACCUGCAGGCUCAGGACCAGAGCAAUACAAGCUGCUGCCCGGAGCCAUUGCAACCGUGGCAAAACAGCCCACCUCCAUCCCGCAACCUGCCAUCACGAAACAGGAGGUCAUCUAGCAAUCUGCAGACCAGAUGGCCUCAUUUAGAAGACCGUGUGGGACAAAAGCCUGAACUGACUCUGUCACUGUGAAAAGAGAAGCCAUCCAGAGGUCAAUGGGUGCAAACACACAGACUUGCUUAUUGGACUAGUCCACCACCACCAAAAGCUGUCUUCCUGCAGCUACGGACAGCGUGUGCCACGGGCAGCCCUGAGUCCCAGAACUAAAGCUGAAGCCUUACUGAAACCCUCAGUCUUUGUUAGAAGGGCCAGAUUUCUGCCUCCCUCUGUGGGGAGGUUGCAGUGACUGGCUGGGGACAGUGCACCUGGCUGUUACCCCAUUGCCACCUCUCAGCGUUGGUUCAGCAGACACCAGUCCCUGCGAACAAG